AUUGAACAAUGUCAGUGGCUUUAAGCCAGGUGUGUGUGCAACUGGUCUAAAGCUGGUAUAUAUAUGAAGUUACAUGACACUCUGUUUGGCUGCUGAAGCAAUCAACAUGAGCUUGAUCAUUUUGCUGGCACUAGUAGGAGCUGCUGUGGCAGCACCCAGCGUUGAAGAAAGAAUUGUCGGAGGCUCUGAGUGUGUUGCUCAUUCACAGCCAUGGAUGGUGUCUCUACACUAUGGCUACCACUUCUGUGGAGGAGUGCUCAUCAAUGAACAGUGGGUGCUCUCUACUGCCCAGUGCUGGUACAAUCCCUACAGCAUGCAACUUAUUUUGGGAGAUCAUGAUGUGCGUGUGUUUGAGGGAACUGAGCAGCUUAUGAAGAUAGAAAAUAUUAUCUGGCAUCCCAACUAUGACUACAAGACUCUGGACUAUGACAUUAUGCUAAUUAAGCUGUACCACCCAGUGAAAGUGACUAAUGCGGUGCGGCCAAUUUCUCUGCCAACUGGCUGUCCUUUUGAUGGAAUGCCCUGUACUGUCUCUGGCUGGGGGUCUCUCUAUGCAGAUUCCUUAUUCAUGCCAUUUCGUCUUCAAUGUGCUGAUAUCCCAAUUGUGGGUGAGCAGGAGUGUGAGAAGUCUUAUCCUGGUAUGCUGACCCGUAGAAUGGUGUGUGCCGGCCAAAAGGAGGGUGGCAAGGAUGCCUGCUCUAGAGAUGCAGGCAGUCCGCUGGUGUGUUAUGGAGAGGUGCAUGGGCUGGUGUCUUGGGGUCAAGGCUGUGGCCUGCCAGGCUACCCCGGUGUCUACGUCAAAGUGUGCGAUUUCCUCUACUGGAUCAAAGAUGUCAUUGCAGCAAACCCUUAGAGUUUCUCUCUGUAUUCCAUCUGCUUUUGCUCCUUGUCACACUCUUUAUUUCAUUGUCCACCUGGCACUCUUUUUCACCCAUGUGUCAUCCUGUAUGACUUUGGGAGUUCUCUGUUGUGCUGUCUAUUUUUGUUCCCACUCACACAUCAAAAAAAUGACCAAGUAGAAUUGGGUAGCAUGAAUAAAAAAUACCCCUGCUCUGA
Molecule: messenger RNA, 1056 nt
Organism: Hemibagrus wyckioides
Lineage: Eukaryota; Metazoa; Chordata; Actinopteri; Siluriformes; Bagridae
Product: trypsin-like
Exons: 6
Coding region: 74-853 (259 amino acids)
Biological process (GO): proteolysis
Molecular function (GO): serine-type endopeptidase activity
Source: RefSeq, a predicted model, not a curated record